Dichomitus squalens LYAD-421 SS1 is the source of this 603-nucleotide messenger RNA. RefSeq lists its product as uncharacterized. Bases 1 to 603 code for a protein of 200 amino acids. Gene Ontology annotation, cellular component: nucleus. The record is from RefSeq and is a predicted model, not a curated record. NCBI's taxonomy places the organism in Eukaryota, Fungi, Basidiomycota, Agaricomycetes, Polyporales, Polyporaceae. The transcript is spliced from 2 exons.
AUGCUGGCUGCUGCUCUUCGUUCUGGCGUUCCUGCAAAGUCGCCAGCACGGUACACCCUUAUCAACCUAUACACCACUGUCGCCAACCUAACGCGCAAACAAUGGAGAACCGGCGGUCAUCCCGCACCCAAAUCACUAGGGCACACUCCACCAGAAGCCGACGACGCAGACGCAGACGAACCCUCCCGCCCCAUCUCACACCGUCCGCAUCCCCUCAAACCGGAGUUCCAGCCCACGCCACAUGAGUUCCGGGCCUACCGCGAGACGAUGAAGAAGAAGUUUCCGGAGGGCUGGGCGCCCCCGCGCAAGAUCUCGCGCGAGGCGAUGGUCUCGCUGCGGCACCUGCACCAGAUGGACCCCGAGACGUUCUCGACGCCCAUCCUGGCGGACAAGUUUCGUAUCAGCAAGGAGGCGGUGCGGAGGAUACUGAAGGGCAAGUGGGAGCCGACAAGGGAGGAGCGGGCAAGGUUGGCGGAGAGGGAGAGAGUUGGGAGGGCGAGGUUUAGGGAGGAGAGGCGUGCGGAAGAAAUGAGGAAACAUGAGAGCAUCGAGAGGGAAAGUGGGAGAGAGCGAGCGCCGCGCGAUGGGUUCACUUUGACUUGA